Dicentrarchus labrax (European seabass) is the source of this 2901-nucleotide messenger RNA. RefSeq names its product ras-related protein Rab-39B. The transcript has 4 exons. Gene Ontology annotation, cellular component: Golgi membrane. Gene Ontology annotation, biological process: Rab protein signal transduction. NCBI's taxonomy places the organism in Eukaryota, Metazoa, Chordata, Actinopteri, Moronidae. The coding region runs from base 708 to 1349 and encodes 213 amino acids. The record is from RefSeq and is a predicted model, not a curated record. Gene Ontology annotation, molecular function: GTPase activity; GTP binding.
UUUACGGUAGUGGUACUGAUGCGGGAUGAGUCAGGCUAUAUGAUGCUGCUGCUACUGCUGCCAUUUCAUCAGCAGCGAACCCCUUACAAACGAACAGCAAACACAGCUAUGAUACCGCGGGAUUCCCCUCUGACAGCGAGCAUCCUGCCCCCGAAAACAGACGCGCUCCUCGGCUGAGAAACAGAGAAGAGGGGGGCUCGGUCUUGGUUCUUUUUUUUUUUUUUUGGUUCGAGGCUCCGGCUGAAAAGCGCAAGAUCCGGGUUUUUUAUCGCACCUGCUCUGGAUGCGUUUCUCUCCUUUUUCUCCCCCCUUCUUCUUCUUCUUCUUCUUCUUCUCCUUUAAGCUCUCGAUCGGGCCUGACAUUAACGAGCAACUCAGCCCUCCACUCCAGGGGCCUUGCUGUUGUGCGCCAGCCCCCCCUUUUUUUGCGCUGAUUUCGGGCUUCAGGACCAAAACAUCGACUCCCGGAGAGGCUUUUUGCGAGAGUUUUUCGGUUGUUGUUUCGGAGAGGAUCGCUCCAGACUUAUCGGUGCCAUGGAGCCCACAUCAGCCUGGUCCUGAACGGCGCAAGGGAAACAGCGUAAGAGAAGAAGAGAGCAACCAUUCAGGCCUAAACUGCACUCCUGCUCCAAACCGACGAACAGACAGAGAGACAGAGAGACAGACAGACACACAGGUGAGAGCGACAGACAGGCAGAAGCCAAGUCAUGGAGGCGAUAUGGCUCUAUCAGUUCCGGCUGAUCGUCAUCGGGGACUCCACGGUGGGAAAGUCGUGUCUGAUCCGGCGGUUCACGGAGGGCCGCUUCGCCCAGGUGUCGGACCCCACCGUCGGCGUGGACUUCUUCUCCCGGCUGGUGGAGAUCGAGCCGGGGAAGCGGAUCAAGCUGCAGAUCUGGGACACCGCGGGUCAGGAGCGCUUCAGGUCCAUCACCAGGGCUUACUACCGUAACUCUGUGGGCGGGCUACUCCUGUUCGACAUCACCAACCGCCGCUCUUUCCAGAACGUCCACGAUUGGCUGGAGGAGGCUCGCAGCCACGUCCAGCCGCACAGCAUCGUCUUCUUAUUGGUGGGCCACAAAUGUGAUCUGGAGGCACAGCGCCAGGUGACCCGCCAGGAAGCAGAGAAGCUGGCAGGGGCGUACGGGAUGCGCUACGUCGAGACGUCGGCCCGUGACGCCAUCAACGUGGAACACGCCUUCACCGAGCUGACCAGGGACAUCUUCGCCUUGGUGCGGUCCGGUGAUAUCACAAUCCAGGAGGGCUGGGAGGGCGUUAAGAGCGGGUUUGUCCCCAAUGUGGUUCACUCCUCGGAGGAAGUGACCAAGAGUGACCGCCGCUGUCUAUGUUGAUCUGGCAAGAGUUUUGGGACUGAAGGUGAAAAGCGGAGGGAUCAAGGAAGGAUUCAGAAGGGAGUGACUGACGGACUGAGGUGUCAGCCCUCUGACUGAAACAGUGGGUAACCCUCUAUUGUUCUUUCUUCAGACUGGAUACAGAGGAAUUUCAAUGGAAAGGCUAGUAGAAGGCGGAGAAGAACACCUUGAACGUGGGUGGAUAGCUGAAGGGUUGCGCCCAUUUCUGUAUACCUUUUAUUUCUCAGAGAGGAAGGAUCACAGAUGCUCAUUUAAUUGCGAGGGCUCCCACGAUUCAAUUCCUUUGGUUUUGUUUUGGGCUUCUUGCCUGAAAAUCCCACCCUGAAAGUCUCAGAAAAGGCCUUAGAAAGAGGAUCCAUUUUGGUUCUUCGCCAAAAAGACGAUGACGCUCUGGACAUGUUUAAUGUUUCUUUCGGCCAUCAUCUCUUCCUUCACCUCUCCUCCCACUACUUCUUAAUCUUCUCCUCUCCUCCAAUAUGCAAUUACAUGAUCACAUACGUUACGAUCACUCUUAUGUUGGUUUCCAACAUCCUCCUAGCACAUAUCAUUUGAAGAAAGUUUAGUCGGCACCCUUAGAUUUAACCUCAAGAGAGAGUUCUCUUGUGCUGACAUUUUGCUCCACAUUCCACUAUCAGAGCUCAAUGGAGGAGUCCUGGAGGUCCUAAAUAUAAUGAGGGAAGAUGAUUAACUUGGGAAGACACUCACAUUAUUUCUCUUCGGAGCAAUUUAGGCCUCCAGUGAGCUCAAUGACAUUGACUACAUGGUUAUAUCCACUAUCAUUCUGCUAAAUGCCACACUAUAACAAAACAUCGUCAUCCAGUUCCUAAUGGACUCCUUAAACAGGAAGAGACAACGUGUACAGCUUAACUGACCAAGGUGGACUUGUUGGACUAGCUUAACAACUCCUAACUGUCUGCCUUGAACUGGGGACUUGUGAAGGUGGACCGAUAGUAAUGAUGGAUCCAGAAAGCACCUUAAUAGCCACAAACUGUGGAGCCUCAUUUGGGACUUUUGAAGGGUGCUAAACAAGCUUGAGAUAAUUUAUUUAUUGAAAGUGAAGCAAACAGAGAGGGACCAGACCACGGACUCCACAAAAGAACCACUUCAUCCACAAUGCACGCAUAUGGACAAUAUAGUCAUGAAAAGAAAGUCCAACAGGAAGGUAUUAAAUUGAGCCAACACAAAUACAGGCACGGGGAACUACAAGGUUGAAUUUUGUUCUGAACAAGUGGUUUAUAUGCCUUUUUUUAUGAGUGUGCGCCAGAGUAAUAUCUCAUCACACCUUUAUUUUUAUUUUGACAGACUCCAAUGCUACAGGUUGAGGUGACUGGCAUAGUUACUUAGGCAUUUUCUGUAGUUGCAAGACCCCACUUUGACUUAGAAACUUCAUGCCUUGGAAGGUGGUUUUAGACGCACUCUCCCCAGAUCUGUCUUGGAGAGACUUACACUCAGUUUGCCGGUUUAUUAGCCAAAACUAAUGAAGUCUACUGCAACAGUCGUGCAAUAAAUCCUCCCUUCAUAAAGGCUAUAA